Messenger RNA from Cicer arietinum (chickpea), 1227 nucleotides. NCBI's taxonomy places the organism in Eukaryota, Viridiplantae, Streptophyta, Magnoliopsida, Fabales, Fabaceae. The record is from RefSeq and is a predicted model, not a curated record.
UUUUUGUAUUGGUUAGUUACGUUUCCGUUAUAGCUAUGGAGUUGGAGCACCCAACGACAGCGUUUCAUAACUCCUCCAUGACCUUCGACGAAGUCUCCAUGGAACGUAGCAAGAGCUUCGUCAACGCCUUGCAGGAACUUAAGAAUCUGAGGCCUCAACUUUAUUCGGCUGCAGAAUACUGUGAAAAAUCUUAUCUCCAUAGUGAACAGAAACAAAUGGUUCUUGACAACCUGAAAGAUUAUGCUGUAAGAGCCCUUGUGAAUGCUGUUGAUCAUCUUGGAACUGUUGCAUACAAGUUAACUGACCUUCUUGAGCAGCACACAUUGGAUGUCUCAACCAUGGAUUUGAAGGUCUCUACUAUAAAUCAGAAACUUCUUACGUGCCAAAUUUACACGCAUAAAGAAGGUCUUCGGCAGCAGCAGUUGUUGGCUUUCAUUCCCAGACAUCAUAAGCACUAUAUUUUGCCAAAUUCUGUCAAUAAAAAGGUACAUUUCAGUCCACACAUACAGAUUGAUGCAAAACAGAAUUCAUUUCAAACCAGAACUCGUUUUCAAUCUUCAGGUGCCCCUCCAGCAAAAACCCUUUCAUGGCAUUUAGCAUCAGAGACUAAGUCUACAUUGAAAGGGACUCCGCAUGCUUCCCCAAACAUCGAGAACCCAAAGUUUUCUGCCAAGGCCUCUGGAUUUUUCCACCUUUUAGAUAAUGAAGAGAGCACCUGGAUGAAAUCCUCACCAGCACAAAUUCACUUAACGAAUGGAGUUCCUACUUCUAGCAUACCUGUACAAACUUUAGGCGGCACACGCAGGGAUGCUUUGGAUGGUUCCAAACCAUUGACAGCGUUCAGGUCAUUUGACAACGCAAAUCGCCGUGAGUCUGACCAAACCCCUACUCGCAGCAGGAGCGUGCCAUCAGCUUUCUUUGUCAAGCAGAAAACACCAAAAUCAAAGGCCGGUUCUUUCUCAUGAUUCAUAAAUAUCUCCUAAGGCAUCCCUCUUCUGUGUCCAAUUACCCUUGGAUGUGUAGAUGUACUGGUUUUUUUUACUAUUUCUAGAUAAAAGGAUUGGAGAUGUUACUUUAUUCUACCUGGAUACUUAAUUCUUUUUCCUAUAACUAUGCCUCCCCUAAAUGCCCAGAAUUAAUUAGCUUUUGCUUCAAGCCUUUGAAUAAUGAUCAUGUAUAGUAACCGGCAAUGAUAAUGGUUAGUAUCUUGAUAUUCUACUCGCUCAA